Messenger RNA from Populus nigra (black poplar), 1062 nucleotides. Its product is annotated as vascular-related unknown protein 1-like. The coding region runs from base 282 to 839 and encodes 185 amino acids. Gene Ontology annotation, biological process: xylem development. The record is from RefSeq and is a predicted model, not a curated record. The transcript has 3 exons. NCBI's taxonomy places the organism in Eukaryota, Viridiplantae, Streptophyta, Magnoliopsida, Malpighiales, Salicaceae.
UUUUCUUUUUUUUCGUGAGCCUUGUUUUUCUGUUGCAACUGCUAGGUUUAACUUCCUCAACUCCCUAGGACCCACAUGGCGAACCAAGAUUCGACAAUGUGGGUUCCCUUUUCAAGCAUCCCUUAAUCAUCAUCUCCUUUUCUGUUAUAAAAUCCCUCUCUCUUUCUUCUCAAGUCCUGCAGGCACCAUAGCAUAUUACUACCACUUGCUACCUACCAUCUUGGUUGAUUUUCUCUUCUUCGAUUUUACUCUCUGUUUGUUUGUUAAAUAGAUUCUGAUAUAUGGAAGACUUCUCUAUUAAUCAUUCAUCAAUGAAUAAAGCUGUUUCGGUCUCUCCAGCUGAGGAGAGCGGGUGGACAUCUUAUUUUGAAGAUUUCUCUAACCAUAAAGAAGAAGAUCAUAGUUUAUGCUCUAGUACUUUUGAUAGCUCCUCAAUGGUUUCUGAUGCUGCUUCUUUUCCUCCAUGGAAAUCAUCUCAUGCUGUUGCCUGCUCUUCCAUCAGUGGGGGUUUGCCGAAAGAGUUAACUUUCAAGAAAACAAGAACCAAGGAAAUUUCUCUUGAUGAUUCCUUGGAGGAUACUGCUAGUUCUCCUGUUAAUAGCCCCAAGGUUAGAGAUUUGAGACCGAUAUUAGAGAAUCCCACGAAAACAAAUGAUCAAUAUUUUAACAGUUCUCUGGGUAAUAAAGAAGGCAGUGGUUUAGAGCAAUAUGCAGAAGGGCUGGAAACAAGUGAAAGAUGUGAAAUAAUCUUCAGUAGUGGGAAGAAUGACUGCAUAGAUUUGAAGAAGAGAGGGUUGUGCUUGGUUCCUUUGUCCAUGUUAGUUAACUAUCUGGGUUAAACUCAUAUAAUAUCUCUCUCUAUGUUUCGUGUCCUCCUUGCAGCAGAACUGUUAAUUAUCAAGCUGUGUCCGAAGGAAAUUGUAGUUGAUGACCAAGUAAUCUAUCUGUCUAUCUCUCUCUCUCUCUCCCCCCCUCCCUGUCUUUCUUCAUCUGUAAAAUCUAGUCCAAAUCUUCCGUAUUGUAUAUACUCAAGAAACAAAGUAGAAAACAAUCUUCAGCAAA